AUGACAGUUGACUUCUUUCAAUAAACAUAAACAAACAAAAACAAUAACAGUUUUACAGUUGCCCUCCGCUUUGUUUGUUUUGUUUGUUUCCUGAAUUCAAACUCCUCCCUUCCUUCCUUCCUUUCCUUUGAAUUUCUUUCUACUACUUUUUCCUUUUGCCUUGAUAUGACUCUGCGGCGGGGGAACUCCCAUUGCAUUCUGUCCUCCCAAUCAAAGAAACCAAGCUUAGCUUAGCCUCCUCCUCCUCCUCCUGGACGCAGUGAGAUAUUCUUCUUACAAUGGCGGACGUCAGGAAAGUGCGGCCAGUCAUGAUAAUGAGGUGCCCCAAGUGCGAGAAUGUGCUGCUGGACUACUCCGUCCACCAGUGCGGUGGCUGUGGCGCUGUCCUUCCAGCUCGAAAUUAUAAAUAUGGUAGGUCAGGAUCAGAUGCCUUCUCCAACGAUAAACCUCAUGAAGAACACACUGGAUUUGCCUCUGAGAAAUCACUGGACUCUUUGGAGAUCGGAGCCUCCAAUUCGAGUGACGCUUCUGAUUCUGGAAUUGAACCGAACACCACCGACUCUUUGAGGUAUGACAAAACUGUGGCAGGAUGGGGAGGGACGACUUUUAUGAGUGAUUACGGAAAGGACUACUCGGUACUCAAGGACAGACCUGACCAUAACGCCGAGCGAGUCAGAUCGAGAAGAGAAAACAGUGGAUUUGGAUCCCGACUUGAUUCUGGUUCUGCUGAUCCGGGAUGCUUCUAUGCAACUUCGACCAAUGAAUCAAAAGGCACAACAGAGAAAUGGGUAGCUGAGAAUAGUCUUAAUAUGAAGUCACGUAUGAAUGAUUUGGGGUCCAGCAAAAAUGAGGAAUUUAGAUCCCCCGUCACUUCUACAAGCAGGUCUGUGAGAUCUGCAAAGAUGACCGAUUUGCAGACUCGACAAAGGGGUGGGAUGGAAGGAUUUUGGACGGACUUUCAUAUCUCAAAGUAUCCCGAUCACGAGGGAUCUUCAGUGUCCCAUUUAAAGUCUUCUCCUCACUGGAGUAAAAUGCAGUUGAGGAGACCUUACAAUUUCCAUGGUGCAGAUGGUAUUCAAUACCUUGACGAUGAUUGCGCUGCACUUCUCAGGAAGAUAGACGAGCUGAAAAGACAACUCACUCGUUCUUGUGAAGUGGUCGGCAACCCCAAAGGCGAUGUUCCUUUCAACAACAGGAAGAUGGCUCCUCCUCCUGAUUGUUGUGUUGGCCCCGGUGCUUGCUUUUCUGAUGGAUCUUCUUUCUCCAGUAGAGAGUUGAACCAUUCUUUUGAUCCAUACAGGCAUGCUGAUAGAACCCCAUAUCAAGGCCAGUCUGCGGAUUUAUUCCCUUACCCCCACCGGCACAACUUCGUGCAAAAUUCUUAUUCUUCGUUGCAAAAUGUGAAUCGUGUUCAUCGAUCAAGACACUCUUAUAAUUCCGGCACACAAUGUUAUCAAUACCCACAUCAACAGUACUAUCCUAGUUCUGGAAGGUACACCGCAUCGAAUUCUCUGGACCCUCUCGAUUGUUACUCUCAGGAUCAAACCCUUCACCCAUCAGCUUGCUCAUAUCCUAAUUUCCAUAACGAUUUUCCUGAGGUUGCUUUACCAGUUCCACCAAACACAUUCAAGGAACCAUUUAGUGAUGGCCCAAAGAACCGCUUGUUCCGAGACCGUGAAAAUCAAGGUCUUCUAUCUCCACUUAACUCUCAAAAGCCACAAACCCAUAUUAGGAGGUCCGGUGACCUAAACUCUGGAUCAGAUGGAUUUCUUGGGAGCCUUCCCCUUCCCCAGAGGGUAGUUAGAACUUCUAAGAACCUCUGCCGCCCAAUUGGCGGAGCUGCCCCAUUUUUUACAUGCUAUAAUUGCUUUGAGUUGCUGCAAUUGCCGAAGAAGCUCCAUCUUAAUGUGAAUUGGCAAAAAAUUAGAUGCGGGGACUGUUCUACCAUCAUCAAUUGUGCAGUCCGCGGUAAGAAGCUUGUUCUUUCUUUUCCGGCGGAAACAAAGGAUGCUGAUCUUUUGCAUAAUAAUAACUCCGACAAAUUAAGUGGCUGUGAUAACAGAGAAAGCAACAAUUUAUCUUCUAAUGAUACUGGUAAAUCAGGCUACGAGUUCCACUCAGCUGGUAAACAACAUAUGCCAGUAUCAGCCGGCGAUACCAUGAGAAGUGUCCAUUCAUCCUCUCCAAUUAUCCUGGAUACUAAGCAUAGUACCGGUGAUUCGAUCUCUUCAAGAACAGUGGACUGCUCUAUUCCACCACCUGCCAAUGCCCCAGUUCAUGAAAAAAUUAGGGCUACUUUGCAGCAAGAGUCUUGGGACGAGGAGCCUAUAGCAACCGAAAUGGAGUUGUCAUUCAAUGAAUACUCCAAUACUGGGGUAUCACAGGACUCUUGGUGGGAUAUGAGCGCUGAAGAUGAUGAACGACUGAGAAUCAACGAGGCCAGUUUGGUGAACCUUAGGACAAGGAGCUUCCGGGAUUUCUCCAGAUCAAGUCAAUCAGACGAGCAUGAUGGAGCAACGAAUGUUUCGAUUAAUGGACAUGUCGUACCUGAUAGUUUAGUUGGGGGGGCGGAAAAGCUUGCUGGACCUAUCCAGCCAGGAGAUUAUUGGUAUGAUUUUCGAGCAGGAUUCUGGGGUGCAAUUGGUGGGCCUUGUCUUGGUAUAAUACCGCCAUUCAUUGAAGAAUUCAACUACCCGAUGGCAGAGGACUGUGCUGGUGGCACUACCGGCGUUAUAGUGAACGGAAGAGAACUGCACCAGCAAGACUUGGAUUUGCUCUCUAGUAGAGGACUUCCAACAGGAAGAGACAGAUCCUACAUUGUUGAGAUUUCUGGAAGAGUAUUGGAUGAGGAGACGGGGCAAGAGCUCGGUAGUCUUGGCAAACUCGCACCAACAGUCAAGAAGAUGAAGCGUGGGUUUGGUAUGAAAGUUCCCAGAACAGUUGCAGCUGCAGGUGACUUGAGUUCAGAACAGGAAUACCACCCAGGACCAUGAGAGGAGAAAAUAUCAUCGGAGGUUUGCUGUAUGUAGCAAUGCUGGUGGUAAUUGAUGUGCAUUAAAGCAAAUUGAGGGGCUGAGUCUGAUUGAUUCGGCCUAAGGCGGUCUCGGGUACAGUUGUGUAUAUACCUAACCUAUAAUUGAUGAUAACCAUAUAUGAAGAUUGAUUGCUGAAAAUUGGAUGAAGCUCAAAUCCUGAAACGAACAUUCAUUUCAUUUCGUGCAAGUGAAACUGAGAAGAGUUGAUAAAAGAUUUACCUUUUUGCUAUGAUAUUAUUCUUAUUAUUAU
Messenger RNA from Punica granatum (pomegranate), 3285 nucleotides. The record is from RefSeq and is a predicted model, not a curated record. Lineage: Eukaryota; Viridiplantae; Streptophyta; Magnoliopsida; Myrtales; Lythraceae.